UGUAUCCGAUCUGUACGAAGCAUUACAUUCAAAAGAACUUUCCAAACAGAUAGUCAUUUGCAUCGCCUGCUAUGAAAAACAUAAAGCAAAACUAAAAUGCGUUUCUCGUUCACUCUCUCGUACUUCAAGCAUAUUAAGCAUGGAACUCGAGACAGAUUCAUCGUUACUGACAACUUCUGUUUCAACUCACGAUGUUUCCACAGACUGCUCGUUGAUGGUUGACGACUCUAUAUCACUUCCUAUCAUCGUUCCACCAUGCUCUGGAAAGUACUGUUCUAUCUGCCGCCGAUCAAAUCUUUUGGGAAAAUGUACGAUGAUAACAGAUACCAUUCGAAUCCACUCGUUCGUCGCUCAUAAUAUUUAUUUUAAACAAAAUAGUCGAUCUUGCCCAAAGCAUAUUGAAAAUGGAAUUUUGAAGACAUUGGCGAUAGAGAGAAUAAAGGAGAAGGAAUCGUCGUUGAAGAAAGUGUCUUCGGAAGAAAUAAUGGGAAUCUUUAAUGUAUUACAGAAUGAAUUGAAAAAACAGUUAACAAUGAAAUAUAUCCCUCUACCACCUCUCGAUUUCAACGAUCAUUUUCGACACACUGAUGCUGAAUAUUAUAUGCUAGCUGGCAUUAAUAAAGUCAAUUUCGAACAUCUAUGCGCAACAGUGAAUAUGAGAAAUACUGAUAAUCGCUCUCUCUCGAUGGCUGUUGGUUGUCUGUUAGUUAAGCUUCGGUUGGGAGAGCCGAAUACAGUCCUUGCGACAUUGUUCUCAUUUUCAGACAAACGCACCGUGGGUCAUAUUUUAGACAGAGCUCGAAUUGCACUAUUACGUGAUUUUGUGCCCGAUAAUUUGGGAUUUCAACAUAUUACUCGUGACCAAGUCAUCAACGAACACACUCGUUCAUUAGUUAAACAGCUUUUAUGUGAUGAUCAUGCUGUCGAUGAAAACAUUUUUACGGAACCGACAGAAACUAAUGCUGAGUUUGUGUCAGAUACAGAAACAAAUCCUGCAUUCAUCAAUAAGACUACCAAUGAUAGGUCAUCAAACAAAGUGCGAUCUUACAAAGAUUCCUUCAAAAAUCUGGAACAAAUUUUUGUUGAAGCAUUAUUGCACACAGUUAUUGAUUUAAAGUCAUUUCUGCUAGAGCCAGAACUGUGCAGCAAACAUGUUUAUAAUCUUACUAAAGAUCCGAACGCUUUUGUUCAACAAGUCGUUAAUGAUAUAGAAAUCUUUCAGUUCUUUACAAAAGCAUCUGUCUAUUCCCAGUUUAAUGAGCAAUAUCAAAUUGAACUGAAAAAAAUGAAUAAAUAUAACGAUGAUUAUAACAUGUUAUUCCACAUUGAUACAAUCAAAUGGUUUGAACAUCAUUUGAAACGGAACAGAAAUAAAGCAAUUCGUUUGGCAGGUGAAUAUAUAUCAAAAAUACAAAAUUUAAAUACAAGUGAAUUUAAUUUAUCAGCUGUUAAAGUAAAGACUAAGUCAUUAUGGUGUCGAAAUGAAAUGAAGUAUGGUUAUUGUUCAGAAAGACUUAGAUGUGGCUAUCAACAUAGGAAGCUGUGGUGUUUUGACGAAUAUACAUCAGGUGAAUGUAAAGUAAAUAUAUCGUGUAUACCUGAACAUUUCAACAAUUUUAUGCAUACACUCAAAGGACAAGAACGUUAUGACAAAACUUAUCCUAGAACUUACCAAUGUCAUGCUUUUGUGAAUAAGGAAGGUCAGCAUUGUGCAUUUCAUGUUGAUCAGUCAAAAUGGAUUUAUGCCGAUCAAAUCAAUAAAUUAUUGUACAUAGUGGGAGCAAGAAGCAAUCAAACCCCUGUAGCAACAUUAAAUCCCGUUGAACAUUGCACAAAUGAAGAUUUUAGUACAAAUCCUCAGGCAUGGUAUGCGAUCGUACAAUUCGUAGAAUAUAUGAAAACAAAAUUAAGAAUGACGAUUUCUCCAUUCAUGGCAUCAUGCUUUUAG
Molecule: messenger RNA, 1948 nt
Organism: Didymodactylos carnosus
Lineage: Eukaryota; Metazoa; Rotifera; Eurotatoria; Philodinida; Philodinidae
Source: the annotation of a GenBank genome assembly